Messenger RNA from Polistes canadensis, 5350 nucleotides. RefSeq names its product neurexin-4 (gene Nrx-IV). The transcript has 11 exons. The record is from RefSeq and is a predicted model, not a curated record. The coding region runs from base 400 to 4203 and encodes 1267 amino acids. Lineage: Eukaryota; Metazoa; Arthropoda; Insecta; Hymenoptera; Vespidae.
CGACGAUCACCUGUAACAAAAAGAAAACUAUAUUAAUCAUACAAUCAAGUGAUACUAUAGCCGAUAAAAACGAUUAUCGAUACGAGGAUAGUUGUAAUUCGAUAUAUCGUAUCGUGCCCACGUAUAAUAAGUUACUCAUACACGCGUGGUGUCGUCAUUAGCUUCUUACAAGUGAAAUCACGUAACGCCUAUAUAUGACACAGAGUGCACGUUGUUUGUCGAAGAAGUGUAGUGUAGUAGUAGUAGUGUAGUAACAGCGAUUGACUGAGUCUCUCGUAACGGGUGGGAAUUUGAUAAAAGUAUAGUAACAGUUUUGAAGCGGUUAAGAUAGCGUGCUGUUUAACGUAAGCACGGUUUCUUACGUUCCUUGAUUCAUUUUUUUAAUAGGGCAAUGAUAGGAUGAACACUUUCAAGUGUUUUGUGUUCGUCUUCGCUCUUGCGGUUAAUUCAUUAACAAAUGCAUAUGACUACGAAUGUAAUGUGCCUCUUUUGGAUAAAGCCCAUUUAACAGCAACUACAUCUUUACCGGAGAGAGGAGCUAAAAAUGCAAGACUUAAUGGCGGAAACGCAUGGACGGCUAGCAGCUCAGACUUUGGCCAAUACCUGACUAUUGACCUGGGUCAAGUAAUGAAUAUCACGGCUGUGGCAACCCAGGGACGAGCUCAUAAGAAUGAGUAUGUUAUGGAAUAUGGUAUCAGCUAUGGUACCAAUGGUCUUGAUUAUGUGGAUUUUAAAGAAGAAUCUGGUAAUAUCAAGAUGUUCAAAGGAAAUACAAAUGGAGAUACCAUCAAACUUAAUAAAUUUGAAGUUCCAAUAAUAGCACAAUGGAUAAGAAUAAAUCCAACCAGAUGGCGAGAUAGAAUAUCAUUAAGACUUGAAUUAUAUGGAUGUGACUAUGAAUCUGAUGUAUUAUCGUUUAAUGGAUCAUCUCUGGUUCGUUUAGAUCUGUUGAGAGAACCGAUUGAAACCGAUAGACACUCUAUACGUUUUCGUUUUAAAACUAACUUUGCAGAUGGUAUAUUAAUGUAUUCGCGUGGUACGCAAGGAGAUUUCAUUGCAUUGCAACUACGCGACAACAGAAUGUUAUUGAAUAUAGAUCUUGGAUCUGGUGUUAUGACAAGUUUAUCAGUAGGAAGUCUUUUGGAUGAUAACAUGUGGCAUGAUGUUGUUAUAUCAAGAAAUAGAAAAAAUAUUUCUUUCUCCGUCGAUAGGGUAUUAAUAAAAGAAAGAGUCAAAGGAGAAUUUCAUCGUCUAGAUUUAAACAGAGCGCUUUAUAUAGGUGGAGUACCUAACAAGCAAGAAGGUUUAGUAAUAGGCCAAAAUUUCACAGGAUGUAUAGAAAACUUUUAUUUGAAUACUACCAAUAUUAUUCAUGAUUUAAAAGAAACUGAAUAUACAGGAGAAAAUUUAAGAUAUCACAAGGUCCAUGCGCUUUACAAUUGUCCUGAACCUCCUGUCAUUCCUAUAUCCUUUUUAACACCUGGAUCUUAUGCACGGCUCAAAGGUUAUGAAGGAAUUCAAUCGUUGAACGUUUCACUUGGAUUUCGAAGUUACGAAGAUCGAGGAAUAAUCCUUUAUCAUAAAUUUACAUCUCCAGGAUACGUUAAACUAUUCUUAGAACAAGGCAAAUUGAAAGUCGAAAUCGAAACGUCAAAAAGUGCGAAAGUAAUUUUAGAUAAUUUUGAAGGAAAAUUUAAUGAUGGAAAGUGGCAUCAAGUGAUUUUAACAAUAGCACAAAAUACUCUUAUAUUAAAUGUUGAUGAUAGACCUAUGAGAACUAAACGUCUUUUGGAAAUGGUAACUGGACCAAUAUAUUGGGUUGGUGGUAUGACAGGAGAAGAAAGUAAUCGUGGGUUUGUUGGAUGUAUGAGAAUGAUAAGUAUUGAUGGAAAUUAUAAAAUACCAACUGAUUGGAAAGAAGAAGAAUACUGCUGUAAAAAUGAAGUUGUUUUUGAUGCUUGUCAAAUGGUUGAUCGUUGUAAUCCUAAUCCUUGUAAACAUUCUGGUAUAUGCAGUCAAAAUUCAGAUGAAUUCUUUUGCGAUUGUACUCAUACUGGUUACUCAGGAGCUGUUUGUCACACUUCACUAUAUCCCUUAUCUUGCGAAGCAUAUAAAAAUAUGAAUUCAGUAAAUCAAAGAGCAGAAAUUAAAAUUGACGUUGACGGAAGUGGAUCAUUAGCACCUUUUCCAGUAACUUGUGAAUUUUUUGCCGAUGGACGAGUAAUGACAGUUCUAAGGCAUAGUAACGAAUACCCAACGCCUGUUGAUGGAUUUGAAGAACCAGGCAGUUUUAUUCAAGAUAUCAAUUACGAUGCCGAUCUUGAUCAAAUAGAAGCUUUCUUAAAUCGAUCAACGAGAUGUAGUCAAAGAAUAAAAUACGAAUGUAAACACUCGAAAUUGUUUAAUUCACCAGUUCCACAGAAUGAGUACUUUAAACCAAAUUCGUGGUGGGUAAGCAGGCAAAAUCAAAAAAUGGAUUAUUGGGGUGGCGCUUUACCUGGUUCACGUAAAUGCGAAUGUGGAAUACUUGGAAAUUGUGCGGAUCCGAAUAAAUGGUGUAACUGUGAUGCUGACUUAGAAGGUAGACUCGAAGAUAGCGGUGAUAUUACAGAGAAGGAAUAUCUUCCUGUGAAACAAUUACGUUUCGGAGAUACUGGUACACCCUUGGAUGAAAAAGAAGGCAAAUAUACCUUGGGAUCACUUAUUUGUGAAGGAGAUGAUUUAUUCCAGAAUGUAGUAACGUUCCGCAUUGUUGAUGCUACCAUUAAUCUACCUACUUUUGAUAUUGGCCAUAGUGGGGAUAUCUAUUUCGAAUUCAAGACGACUAUUGAAAAUGCUGUAAUUAUUCAUAGCAAGGGUCCUACAGAUUAUAUCAAAGUUUCUAUAAACGGUGGAAACCAGAUACAUUUUCAAUAUCAAGCAGGUGGUGGACCACUUGCUGUAAGUGUUGACACAUCUUAUAAAUUAGCUGACAAUCGAUGGCAUUCCGUUUCCGUCGAAAGAAAUCGUAAAGAAGCUAGAAUAGUUAUUGAUGGAGCUUUGAAGAACGAAGUUAGGGAACCUCCUGGACCAGUGCGGGCGCUUCAUCUUACUUCGGAUUUGGUAAUUGGGGCAACUGUUGAUUAUAGAGAUGGCUUUGUAGGCUGUAUAAGAGCUUUACUUUUAAAUGGACAAUUACAAGAUAUUAGAAGUUAUGCAAGACGUGGACUGUAUGGUGUUAGUGAAGAUUGCGUAGGACGAUGUGAGAGUAAUCCGUGUCUUAACAAUGGUACAUGUCACGAAAAGUACAAUGGAUAUUGGUGUGACUGUCGUUGGACUGCAUUCAAAGGACCAAUUUGUGCGGAUGAAAUUGGCGUUAACAUGCGUUCAAACUCAAUGAUAAAAUACGACUUUAUGGGCAGUUGGCGUUCUACAAUUUCCGAAAAAAUUAGAGUUGGUUUUACAACGACUAAUCCCAAAGGGUUCCUACUUGGUUUAUUCUCGAAUAUUUCAGGAGAAUAUAUGACGAUUAUGGUUUCUAACAGUGGUCAUUUACGCGUAGUCUUUGAUUUCGGUUUCGAACGACAAGAAGUUAUAUUUCCGUCGAAACAUUUUGGUUUGGGCCAGUAUCAUGACGUUAGAUUAAGUAGAAAAAAUUCUGGAUCAGUUCUCGUUUUGAAAGUUGAUAAUUAUGAACCAAAAGAAUUUCAUUUUGAUAUUAAAACUUCGGCCGAUGCUCAAUUCAAUAAUAUUCAAUAUAUGUAUAUAGGUAAAAAUGAAUCUAUGACUGAAGGAUUUGCAGGUUGUAUAUCUAGAGUCGAAUUUGAUGACAUAUAUCCUUUAAAGUUACUAUUUCAAGAGAAUGGUCCAGGAAAUGUUAGAUCUUUAAGUAAUACACCGAUUACAGAAGACUAUUGCGGAGUAGAGCCAAUAACGCAUCCACCAAAUAUUGUUGAAACACGACCGCCACCUGAUGUAGAUGAAAACAAAGUUAGAGCGGCUUAUAAUGAAACGGAUACUGCAAUUUUAGGAAGUGUAUUAGCUGUCAUUAUCAUAGCUCUAGUAAUUAUGGCAGUACUUAUAGGAAGAUACAUGUCGAGGCAUAAAGGUGAAUAUUUGACUCAAGAAGACAAAGGUGCGGAAAUUGCAUUAGAUCCAGAUUCAGCGGUUGUACAUUCCACAACCGGUCAUCAAGUUCAAAAGAAAAAAGAAUGGUUUAUAUAAAUUCUAUAUAGAAAUAAUAUAAUUAACAAGUGCACGUUUAUCUUUGGAUACAUUAUUAAGAGAAAAAAAGUAUACAUAGCGAGAUGAGAGUUCGAGAUUUGUACUUUGUUUCUCUAUUCCCAUGUAAUUAUAAAGUUAAUGCUAAGUAUUUGAUAUAUAGUAGAAAUGGCUGUCUACCACUUCAUACAGUUAUAAGAUAAAUCAACGAAAACAUUAAUAUAAUCUCUAUUAUUAAUGUUAUUGACAAAGAAUUUUCGUUUCAACGAGCUCAGAAAAUAAUAGAAGUAGAAAUAAUUGCCUUGAUCAAUAAAACGUAAAACUACCUGAGAAAAUCUCAUUAGCGCAGGGAAGAACGAGCCAUAUUUCUUUUUAAUUGUGAAAAUAUGAUUAUUUUCUAAAGUUAUUAAUGGCUCAAUUAUUUCAUAUAAAUACUUGUAUGACUUAUAAGUAUUUAUACUGUAAUUAUAGAUAUAUGAAUAUUUAUUAACUGUACAUCUGGCAUUAUAAUUAGUCGAAAAAUAUAAUUUUUAAUUAUUAAUCCAAGUCAAAUAGCAGAAAUAGUUCAAUAUUAUUGAUCCAGAUUUUAUUUUUCAAUUUUUAUAUAUCGUAACUUUUAUAUUAAUUUGGAAACUAACUCUCGGAGACGUCGUUAUUAAAGUAUUUUGUGUUAAUUUUGUUAUGCCAGUAAAUAUCUAAUUUUUUAAUUUUUCGUACGAUUCAAACGUUUUUGUCAAUGUACAAAAGCCAUUUUAUUAGUUACGCAUCUCUAUUUCUUUUAAUACUAACUCACAGUAUUAGUUGUAAUCUUUACCGUCCAAAGUGCAUUUUUUUUUGUUUUUAAUUUUAUUUUUAAUUUUAAUUUUAAUUUUGUUUUAUUUUUAUUCGUUAAUUAUAUUUUUACACAUUUUUAGUUUAGUAACUUAAGAAAUAUAAAUCCACAAUGAUAACUUAAUAAUUAACUUAGUAUACUAUUCUUAAUAUACUCAAGUAUUACGAUGGAAAUGUAUGUACAUAUGACAUUUUUAUAUGAGCAACUUUGAUUAUUUUUAUCAUUAAACUGUAUUUGAUAAAUUGUAAUUAGAACAUGGCAUUUAUUGUCAAAUAAAGGCGAACAUACCGCAAAAAGAGAGUAUCGACAAAUAACAAA